Messenger RNA from Mobula hypostoma (lesser devil ray), 5003 nucleotides. Its product is annotated as long-chain-fatty-acid--CoA ligase 1-like. Bases 534 to 2633 code for a protein of 699 amino acids. Gene Ontology annotation, molecular function: long-chain fatty acid-CoA ligase activity. Gene Ontology annotation, biological process: long-chain fatty acid metabolic process. Lineage: Eukaryota; Metazoa; Chordata; Chondrichthyes; Myliobatiformes; Myliobatidae. Gene Ontology annotation, cellular component: membrane; endoplasmic reticulum. The transcript has 21 exons. The record is from RefSeq and is a predicted model, not a curated record.
CAGUAAAACAGGUUUUCCAUUCACUAUGUGUUACCUUGAUCACUGGGAAUAGGAUAUUGCAAAGCAGUGUCCUGGUGGUUUCUGAAGAGUUUAUCAAAUAUCGUUUAUCAAAUUUGUCGUCGCUAUUACGGCUCUGCUUUAUCCUCUUGUUGAAAGCCAUACAGAUUUCUGUACUGAGUUGAUACAUGGAAUGUGCGGUUGCUUGUACAGCUGCCUCAAUUUCACCGUGUAUUUCAGGAAUCUGAAAAAUAAUUUCAUUGCUGACUGGUUUUAGGUCUGGAAAUACAAUUAGAUACAGUGAAUUGCCGAUCAGAUUUGCUGGUGUUAUCAUCUAUUAUUAACAUGGUAGUUAACCUGGAGCGUGACCUUGGGCAAUGACAAAUCUUGUGAUCCGACUGCAUGGAAGAAGGUAGUCGUACGAAGGUACACAGUGGUCAAUUUGUGGCUUUCGGAUCCAUUUUCAGCUUUUGAAAACUUGCUGCAGAUUACAUUUACAGGACACAGGCUACAGAAGUGAAGAACCCACUGCAACAAUGCAAAAAGAGGAACUGUGGACACACCUUCGUAUUCCAGAAUUGGGGGAAGUCCAGCAAUUCCUGUGCUCUCUUCCAUCAUCCACUGUAAUAGGGAUUGGUACUAUUGCAGCUCUUGCAAUAUACUGGUAUGCUACGAGACCCAAAGCACACCUACCACCAUGCAACCUAUCAAUGCAGUCUGUGGAAAUUGAAACUGGUGAACGUGCUCGGAGAAGUACGCUGCUUAAGGAAGGUGAUGAUCUGAUAAGUUGCUACUAUCAAGAUGUAAGAACACUAUAUGAUGUGUUAAAAAGGGGUUUGAUUGUAUCAAGUAAUGGACCUUGUUUAGGUUUUAGAAAGCCAAAUCAACCUUACCAGUGGAUAUCCUAUCGUGAAGUUAUUGAUAGGGCAGAAUUUGUGGGUUCAGGAAUUUUCCUUCGCGGCUACAGGGGAGGGAAUAGUGAAUAUAUUGGGGUGUUUGCCCAAAACAGACCGGAGUGGGUUAUUGUUGAACAGGCUUGUUACGCGUACUCCAUGGUAGUGGUACCAUUGUACGACACAUUGGGAGAUGAAGCUGUUUCCUAUAUCAUAAACAAAGCGGAUAUUGAGGUUGUAAUCUGUGACACAGCAGUCAGAGCAGAAACCCUACUAAAGGGGGUGGAAACUGGGAUAACGUCAGAACUAAAGAUGAUCAUUGUCAUGGAUCCUUUUGGAGAAGAUCUAAAAGAACGAGGAGUUAAAUCUGGAGUUGAGCUUGUUUCUUUAGCGGAAAUAGAGGAACUAGGAAGGGGAAAGAAACAAAAACUGAAACCACCGCAUCCUGAUGAUUUGGCUGUUAUUUGUUUCACCAGUGGAACCACAGGAAACCCCAAAGGGGCACUGCUGACUCAUGCAAACAUUGUGUCUAAUCUCUCUGCUUUUAUCAAACUUACAGAGGGACAAUGGGUGACAUCACCCACUGACAUACACAUUUCCUUUUUACCACUUGCACACAUGUUUGAGCGCCUGGUACAGGUUGUGGUCCUUUGUCAUGGUGCACGGAUUGGAUUCUUUCAAGGAGACAUCAGACUGUUAAUGGAUGACAUCAAAGUUUUGAAGCCAACGAUCUUUCCAGUUGUUCCCCGUUUGCUUAAUAGGAUGUAUGAUAAGAUUCAUAGCCAAGCUAAUAGUUUUGUGAAAAGAAAAGUAUUGCAGCUUGCUUCCUGGCGAAAAAUAGAAGAACUUCGGAAAGGGAUAAUGCGACGCAACAGCAUAUGGGACAUUUUGGUCUUUCGAAAAGUACAGGCCAGUCUGGGUGGUCAAGUAAAACUGAUGGUAAUUGGAGCUGCUCCUGUGUCUGCAACUGUGCUUACCUUUAUCAGGGCAGCUUUAGGUUGUCAGUUUUAUGAGGGAUAUGGGCAAACGGAAUGUACAGCAGGCUGCUCAAUGACUGUUCCUGGAGACUGGUCAGCAGGACAUGUUGGAGCUCCAAUGCCUUGCAGUCUGAUUAAGCUUGUUGAUGUAGAAGAAAUGAACUACUUCGCUGCUAAAGGGGAGGGUGAGGUAUGUGUAAAGGGGCCCAAUGUGUUUUCUGGUUACCUAAAAGACCCUGAGAAAACUGCAGAAGCCCUGGAUGAGGAUGAUUGGUUGCACACAGGGGAUAUAGGAAAGUGGCUGCCGAAUGGGACUCUGAAGAUAAUUGAUCGAAAAAAGAACAUAUUCAAAUUGGCACAGGGCGAGUACAUAGCACCUGAAAAAAUUGAAAACAUCUAUGUACGAUCUGAGCCAGUUGCUCAGGUGUUUGUUCAUGGUGACAGUCUGCAGGCUUUUCUGGUGGGAAUUGUGAUACCUGAUCCUGAGGUGUUAACUGACUGGGCCCUAAAGAGGAACAUUAAAGGAUCAUUUGAAGAUUUAUGUAAAAACGAGGCUUUAAAGGAUGCUAUUUUAGUAAAUUUACUAACGAUUGGGAAGGAAGCUGGACUGAAAACAUUUGAACAAGUGAAGGAUAUUUAUCUCUAUCCUGAGAUGCUAACUGUUCAAAGUGGCCUUUUAACACCAACAAUGAAGGCAAAGAGAGCAGAACUAAGAAAAUUCUUCAGCACACACAUUGCUGAACUUUAUGCAAAGCACACUGUAUAAACAUGUGCAUGUUUUUGAGGCAAAUCUAAUUAGUGUCCUUGUUAAUUUGAUAAUGGUAACUGAUGCUUUGCAAUGAUCUACCAGAAUAUAUAUAUGUAUAAAUAUAUUCGUAUUUUGUACAACAAGCCUUGUGAGCCAAAAAAUAUCAGAUCUUAUCACUGUUUAAAUAUAUUUGUUAAUUUCCAAAAUGCCUUAUAUUUGAAGCAUUCAUCUCUUUCAUGGGGGAAUGGCAUCACAAACUUGAAAUGAAAAGGAAGCACAAAUUAAGUUGCACUUGUGUGGAAGGAUGUACAGUUAUCACAAAUGCACUAUUGAAUAACAUAAUUUUUAUAUCUAUGUAUGCAGUAGCUGUUGCACAAAUGUCUAAAGUGAAAUGAAAAUUAAUACUGAAAGCUUUAACAGGAUUACAUGUUUAAUUUAUAUCUCCCUGACAUUUGAUUAUGUUAAAAAGGCUUGCCAUUGUAGAUGUUUUUGUACAGAGAACCUAAAGAAGAUUUGCAAAUUAUCAGUGAAAUAAAAAUAAAAAGUAUGUUUUCUGUAUAUUUGUUCAUUGUUAUGCAUUACUCAGCAAAAAAUAUGCUUGCUGUGCCAAAAUGAGUUGGAUAUAGCUACCCUGUGAAAUAUAUUGCAUAACAGAACUUGUUGCAUGCUAAAGUACUAUUUUACGAUUGCUUCCACAACCCAUAACAGUAGGUAGUAAGUUCUUUCAUAGGUCGUAUAUGCCAUCCUCAGAGAGCCUGUAGUCACUAACUGAAGGUAUUUGCAAAUGAAGAUCUACUCUUCUGGUCUUUACUUCGUUCUCUCAUUUGGGUGUGUACAGUAUAUUGUGUUGUGUUCGUGCAUGUAGGGUGACGACUAAGUAGCUGAAACUUGCUGGCAAUAAGAUUACAUUCUUUACACUGUAAAACCCUUAUUCAUACAUGUGUCAAUUCCUGAAGGAUUUCACAUUCCACUCCUUGUGGGAGAAAAUAAUUGAGAUUAAUUUUCCCUCUAAUGUCUGAAAGAUUCUACAUGAUUUUUUAAAAUCUCUAAACAACGUGUCAUUUUUUUUUUGGAGCACUGCAUUGGUGUAGCUGUUUGCACAAUGCUAUUACGGCUCAGGCUGUCAGAGUUUGGAGUUCAAUUCAGAUGUCAUUUGUAAGGAAUCUGUAUGUCCUCCCCGUGGAAUGCGUUGGUGUUCUCUGCAGGCUCUGGUUUCCUCCCACAGUCCAAAGAUACACCAUUUACAAUUGUUAAUUGGUCAUUGAAAAUCAACCAGAGAUUAGGCUAGGGUUCAACUGGGGUUGUUGGGUGGUGCAACGCGAAGGGCUGUAAGGGCCCAGUCCAUGCUGUAACUCUAAAUGCAUAAAUCAACAAAACAUGCAAAUUCUGGAAAUCUGAAACAAAAUACAAAAUACUGGAAAUUUUCAGCAAGUGGGUUAGUAUAUACUAUGUACUAGUAUGUAUAUAGUGUAGAGGAGAUUUACAAAGACCUUGCCUGGAUUGGAGAGCGUGUCUUAUGAGAACAGGUUGAGUGAACUUGGCCUUUUCUCCUUGGAGCGAUGGAGGAUGAGAGGUGACCUGAUAGAGAUGUCUAAGAUGAUGAGAGGCAUUGAUUGUGUGGAUAGUCAGAGGCUUUUUCUUAGGGGUGAAACAUAGUUUUAAGGUGCUUGAAAGGAGUUACAGAGGGGAUGUCUGCGGUAGGUUUUUCACACAGAGAGUGAGUGGUGAGUGCCUGGAAUGAAUGCACUGCUGGUGGCAGUUGCGGAGGCAGAUAUAAUAGGGUCUUUUAGGACACUCUUGGAUAGGUACGCAGAGUUUAGAAAAAUAGAGGGCUAUGUGGUAGGGUCAUUCUAGCAGUUUCUAGAGUAGUUACAUGGCCAGCACAACAUUGAGGCUGAAGGGCUUGUAAUGUGCUGUAGGUUUCUAUAUUUUACAUUCUCUGUAUAUAUGGAAAGAAAGAUAAAAUUAACCUUAUCUGUUUAUGACCUUUCAUUAAAACUGUUGUCACCAUUAUGAAUUCCAAUGAAAGGCUGUUGAUCUGGAAUGUUAACUGUUUUUCUCUCUCCAUAGAUGCUUCUUGACCUGCUCAGUGUUUCCAGUUUUCUGUGUUUAUUUAAGAUAAUUUAUAUGUAUUUAUGUGCCUCUGCUGGUUGGUGUAAGUUGUACACCUGGUGCACUGAAGCAGUUAACCAAUGCUAAUUCAAAUACUUUGCUUUCCCCACAUUCCUCUUAAGACAAUAAUGCACAAAGGAAAGGAAAUGUUUAAUUAGUUCCAGUUAAUGUGUAAGGGAACAAAUUAUGUACAGUAUAUUGCAUUGUUUGAAUUAGUGGUCUUCAUGGAUCAUGUUGACCUCAAAGUCUUGUUGAACCAACCAUUAAAUAUUAAAU